AAUUUAGGGUCCUUCAUCUUACCAACUAUAAAAAAAUAGAAACUAACAAAAUCUAAUAAGAUAAAUCCAGUUCAACAAAAAUAAGAUUUAACACACUAACAAAAUAAAAUCUGACAAGUUCAAAUAAGGACUAAAAAGUCUAAUAAAUUCACACAAGUUUAAAUAAGCAAUAAGUUGAAAAAGACAUGGCCUAAAUACGUUAAAUAUCUCAACACUUCUAUCAUUUAGUGAACUAUAUACUCUAAUAGCACUGUAAAAACAUUGGAUAAUCUAAAAACACAUUUCAAUCCUUCAAAUGAUAAUACAAGAAUGAUUGUAAUUUAUAAAUAUCAAUUCAACAAUAAUUGACUACAAUAAUAUUUCAAUCCAAACAAACUAUAUAAUAAUACAAAAAUAAUAAUUGUAAGCACAUAAGCACCUCAAACAUUACAAGAAUGUAUGGAGCUGGACCAUACUCUAUAAUUUUACACUCGAGUUGUCAGCCCUCACUUUACCAAAACAUUAGAUAUUUAGAUUAUAGUCGCCCCACCAUUCUUGUACUAUAACAUUGUUACACACUUUGUCAAACUAAAACGCCGCAUUAGAGAUGCUUUCAAACUUGGAAGUUCAGAACAUUGUACUUUAUCCGUUUUAUAUUACUCGUUACACUUCUCAAUUUACGGAUUUUUAGACAAUUUCUGGAAAAGAGAGAAGUAGAGAGUAAAAAGAAAAGGGAUCCAUGUGAGAGGAGAGAGAUAGAGAGAGUUUAUUGCCUAAAAAGGAAGUGUAGCAAGUAAUGUGAAACUUCCCACAAUAGAAAGUAUAACGAGUAUUAUGAAACGGGGGAAGUAAAUAGGAUAUAAAGGUUCACCAUUUGCACAUCCCUGUCAUUUUGUGUUCUAAUCAUCUUGAAUUUCAUUGACUUAUAUUGCGAACUUUGACUUUCACAUCUGCAUAAAAAGUGAUUUACCUCUUAUCCACAUAUGAAAGAAAAAUAUACCACAUACUUCCAUCUCUGUAUAACAUAAAAAAAAUCAGACCCUCAUCUUCAAAAGAAUUAAGCAUGUCACACUCUUUGUUAUACUGGAUCAUUGUUGCUAUGUUUAUAUUUUGCUCUCUUCAGUUCUCAAUAGCCGAGAACGACAGCAGCAGCAACAACGAUAAGCUAGCAUUGCUCGAAAUCAAAGCCAAAAUAAGUGAUGACCCUUUUGGUUCGAUGAGCUCAUGGAACGACACACUCCACUUUUGCGAAUGGUAUGGUGUUACUUGUGGUCGUAGGCACCAAAGGGUGACGGUACUUGACUUGCAUUCCUCAAAACUCACAGGUACUCUCUCCCCUUAUCUCGGAAAUUUGAGCUUUUUGACGACACUACACCUUGAAAAUAACAGUUUUAGUGGCAUAAUCCCGCCUGAAAUUGGUCGUUUGCAUCGGCUGCGAAUUCUCUGGCUCUCUAAUAAUUCCAUUGGAGGGGAAAUUCCAUCAAACAUAUCUUCUUGUUAUAACCUUGUUGAUCUUCACCUGUCUAGUAACAUGUUUGUAGGAGAAAUCCCACCAACUCUCGGUUCCCUGUCAUAUUUGCAAAUUCUUUCUCUAACAAAGAAUAACUUGACGGGAAACUUUCCUUCAUCUUUGGGGAACUUAUCAUCCCUCUCUGUGCUUUCCGUCGGUGGAAACAACUUAGUUGGAAAGAUCCCAAAUAGUUUAGGCAAACUAAAGAACCUGACCAGUCUACAAUUAUGUGACAAUAACUUUUCUGGUGUAUUACCACCCUCAAUCUUCAACCUGUCUUUAUUGACAAGGCUAUGUCUAUACCAGAAUAACUUAGAAGGAAUCCUUCCUCCAGAUUUAGGUAACACUCUUCCACGUCUUCAGUGGUUCUCUAUAUACGAUAAUCGAUUCACCGGACAAAUUCCAGCUUCAAUAUCCAAUUCCUCAAACCUAGAAGUUCUCGAUUUGUCGAAGAACAAUCUACAAGGACAAGUUCCUUCUUUGCACAAAUUAAUAAGGCUUAUUCACCUUGUUCUUUACAGUAACUCCCUUGGCUAUGGCCAAGCUGGAGAUUUGAAUUUUGUUUCCACCUUGGAAAAUGCCACAAACUUAAAAUGGUUUGAGAUAAAUAAUAAUAAAUUCAAAGGAGUUUUUCCUAGAACGAUAUGCAGUUUCUCAUCAAUCACUUUCAUAGAAUUAAGUCACAACAACUUAGAGGGAGAAAUUCCAAACUGCAUAGGAAACUUGGCCAAUUUGCAAUAUUUUGGGGUUAGUAACAAUGCUCUUUCUUGGGUAAUUCCUCAAGGUAUAGGUAAGCUUCAAAACCUCAACUAUCUGAAUCUAGGUUAUAACCAAUUAUCCGGGGUCAUUCCCCCCUCAAUCGGAAACUUAACCAGCUUGUCUAUGUUAUCCUUGUCUAAAAAUCAUCUUCAAGGCGGAAUACCCCCGAGUCUUGGAAAUUGUAGAUCACUAUCAGAAUUAGAUCUUUCUAGUAACAAUCUUAGCGGCACUAUACCCUCGCAACUGUAUAAUCUCGCAACCUUGACUAUCGCACUUAACCUAUAUGGAAACCGACUAACUGGGUCACUCUCUGAAAAAGUUGGGCAACUCAAAAAUCUUAACAGCCUUGAUAUUUCAAGUAACAUGUUAUCAGGUGAGAUACCAAGCUCUCUUGGUAGUUGUGUAUCGUUAGAGUCCCUAUACAUGGACGAAAACAUAUUUGAAGGCACUAUUCCUGAAGCACUGAAUGCAUUAAAGGGUCUCCUCGAGUUAGAUUUGUCAGACAACAACUUAUCCGGUAAAAUCCCAAAAUUCUUAGCGAGUCUCAAGUUGCAAAGGCUAGGCUUAUCACACAAUAACUUUGUAGGUGAAGUACCCAGUAAUGGAGUCUUCAAGAGUGCAGCUAAUCUUUCAAUCAUUGGUAAUAAAAGGAUUUGUGGAGGUAUAUCAGACUUAAAGUUGCCACAUUGCAGUUUUAGUGACAAAACUCAGAAAGAAAGACGAAAGCAAAGAACAAAAUUGACAAUCACAAUUGUUUUUGGGUGUUUGAGUCUUAUUUUGUUUGUGGUGUUAAUUGUGCUCUCGUAUAUUUACUUGGAGAAAAAGAAACCCAAAGAACACACCCCUUUUGGUAAUUCCGAAAAUUUUCCAAAUUUGUCCUACCAAACCCUUUACAAAGCCACAAACGGGUUCUCUGCGAAAAAUUUGCUUGGUAGUGGUACAUUUGGGGUUGUAUACAAAGGAGUCCUCGAUGAGGGAAGAUCAACAGUUGCUGUCAAAAUAUUCAACCUUGAACAUCGUGAUGCUUCCAAAAGUUUUCUGGCUGAAUGUAGGGUCCUCCAAAUGGUUAAACAUCGGAACCUCGUGAAGGUGAUAACAGCUUGUUCUAGUAUGGAUCAUCAAGGCAGAGAUUUUAAGGCUCUGGUAUUUGAGUAUAUGGCAAAUGGCAGUUUGGAAGAUUGGUUGCAUCCAAUACAGACAAUUAGUACGAUUCAGAGUACAAGCAAUACCUCAAACUUGAAUCUUUGCCAAAGAUUUGAUAUUGCAACUGAUGUUGCAUUUUCUUUGGAUUAUCUUCACAACUACUGCGGUGCCUUCAUAGUGCACUGUGAUCUUAAGCCAAGCAAUGUUCUCCUUGAUGAGGAAAUGGUUGCAUACGUCAGCGACUUUGGACUAGCCAGGUUUCUCUUAGAAGGCACCAGCAACUCUCAUGUGAACCAAUCCAGCUCUAUCGGAGUUGGAGGAACUAUAGGUUACACCCCUCCAGAAUAUGGUUUAGGAAAUGAGGUGUCUACUCGCGGGGAUGUUUAUAGUUUCGGAAUCCUUUUACUGGAACUGUUUACAGGAAAGAGGCCAACCAAUGAAAUGUUCAACGGAGGUCUGACCUUGCGUGGCUUUGUGAAAGAAGCUCUCUCCACAAAAAUCACUAAUAUUUUAGAUCAUGCUCUUCUUGAAGACAUAGAAAGAGAGGAAACAACUAGCAAUGUGAUGUUUGAGGCCUUGACUUCAAUACUUAAAAUCGCACUUUCCUGUUCUGCUGAAGUAGCACAAGAAAGGCCGGACAUGAGUGACAUCGCUACAAAGCUAUCCUCACUUAGUAACAAGCUCCAUGGAACUAACUUACAACAGCAGAGAAGGAUUCGAGCAGCAAGUAUGACCCUCAAUAUCUCCAAAAAUUCAUAUACCCGAUGCUUAUGCUGGUUACUUUACUUGAUCAUCUACACUACUUCUCUGUCCUACUGUCUCCCAUCCUCAACGCGGAACAAUGAGACAGAUAGGCUAGCAUUGCUUGAUAUCAAAGCGAAAAUAACCAGUGAUCCUUUGGGUGUCUUGAAUACAUGGAAUGACAACCUCCAAUUCUGCGAAUGGUAUGGGGUUACUUGUGGCCGUAGGCACCAGAGGGUGACAAACUUGGACCUGCAUUCCUCGAAACUUACAGGUAUUCUCUCUCCUCAUAUUGGAAAUAUAAGCUUCCUUAGGGUGUUGUACCUUGAUGAGAACAAUUUUGGCGGGACAAUCCCGCCUGAAAUUGGACGUUUACAUAGGUUGCAAUAUCUAAUGAUGGCUAACAAUUCCAUUGAAGGGGAAAUUCCAUCAAAUAUAUCAGGUUGCUCAAACCUUAUUACGCUGGCCAUCCAUCGUAAUAGGUUUGUUGGACAAAUUCCACCUGAGCUUGGUUUCUUGUCUCACUUAAACCAUCUUCUCUUGUCAUCGACCAAUUUAACAGGACCCAUCCCUUCAUCUCUGGGAAACUUAUCAUCCCUCCAAACACUUUAUAUAGUACAGUCCAACUUGGUUGGAAGCAUUCCGUCCAGCCUUGGCAACCUGAAAAAUCUAAGAAUGUUAUCAUUAGCCGGGAAUAAGUUGUCUGGAAAGGUCCCACCCUCAAUCUUCAACCUCUCUUUCCUGACAUCUUUGGAUUUAGGAGUCAAUGACUUGGAAGGUACCCUUCCUUCAUAUGUAGGCAACACUCUUCUAAAUCUUCAGUGGUUUUCCAUAGCCGUUAAUCGAUUCACUGGACAUAUUCCAACUUCAAUAUCCAAUUUUACAAAUCUAGAAGCUCUUCAAUUGAGUCAAAAUCAUUUUCAAGGCCAAGUUCCUGCUCUGCAUAAAUUAAUAAGGCUACAACGUCUUAUCAUUGACAGUAAUUUUCUCGGGGCUGGAGGACCUGCUGAUUUGAACUUUGUUUCCUCUUUAUCCAAUGCAACCAUGUUACAAGUGUUAUCAAUAAGUCGAAACAGCUUCGCAGGAACUUUUCCUACAAUUAUAUGCAAUUUCUCCAUGAUUGUCAUGUUAAACCUUUUCAACAAUAAAAUAGCUGGACAAAUUUCAGAUUGCAUACAAAACCUUGCAGAAUUGCAGGUCUUUGCAGUAAACGACAAUGCACUCUCUGGUGUCAUUCCCAGAGGUAUAGGGAUGCUCCAAAAACUCAAUUCUUUGACGUUCAGUAGCAACCAGUUAUCAGGAAACAUACCACCCUCCAUAGGAAACUUAACCAAGUUGACUAUUCUUACCAUGGUUGAGAAUAGUUUUGAGGGUCAUAUACCAUAUUCUCUUGGAAAUUGUAGAUCGUUAGAAUUACUACAGCUUUCUCAGAACAAUCUUACUGGCAACAUACCCUUGCAGCUGUUCAGUCUUACAACCUUGUCCAGGGGACUGUAUCUAGAUGGCAACCGCCUAAUUGGGUCCCUCCCUAAUGAAGUAGGGCAACUGAAGAAUCUUGAGGUUCUUGACGUUUCUGGAAACAUGCUAUCAGGUGAAAUACCAACCUCUCUUAGUAGGUGCACGGCAUUGGAGUUUCUAUACCUGAGGGAAAAUAAUUUCCAAGGCGCCAUCCCUGAUACAUUGAAGACACUGCAGGGUCUCCUUGAGUUAGAUUUGUCAAAUAAUAAUUUAUCUGGCAAGAUCCCAAAAGUUCUAGCCAGUUUCCAGUUGCAAAGACUAAAUCUAUCAUACAAUAACCUUGAAGGUGAAGUACCCAUUGGUGGAAUCUUCGACAAUGUAACUGGUGUUUCAUUAACUGGAAACAGUAAGCUCUGCGGAGGUAUACGCGCGCUCAAACUUCCCCAUUGUAUUUUCAGCAGCAACACCCUGAAAACCAGAUCUCAUGAUAGGAGGAGGUUAAGAAUUGCAAUUGUUUCUGGAAUUUGUGGAAUGAUUUUGCUGGUGGCGUCAUUUGUAUUAUCAUAUAUCUUCUGCUACAGAAAGAUCCCCUCAAUUUCUGUUGAUUUGGAACGAAAUUCGAAUUUGUCUUACCAUGCCCUUAUUAAAGCUACAAACAGAUUCUCUUCAGGAAAUUUGAUUGGAAGUGGUGCAUUUGGGCUUGUCUACAAGGGAAUCCUUGAUGAGGAUGGAUCAACCGUUGCCAUCAAAGUUUUCGACAUUGAGCAUCAUGGUGCUUCCAAGAGUUUCAUGGUUGAAUGUGGGAUCCUCCGCAACAUCAGACACCGAAAUCUGGUCAAGGUGAUAACAGCUUGUUCGAGUGUUGAUUAUCAAGGAAAAAGUUUCAAGGCUUUGAUUUAUGAGUACAUGGUAAAUGGAAGUUUGGAAGAUUGGUUGCAUCCAGCACACAAAAGCAAUCAGGUAACGGCCCCAGAUAUUUCUUCACGGAGGUUAAAUCUUCGCCAAAGAAUUGACAUCUCAGUUGAUGUUGCAUUCGCCCUGGACUAUCUUCACCAUCAUUGUGGUGCCUCCAUAGUUCAUUGCGAUCUUAAGCCAAGCAAUGUUCUCCUUGAUGAUGAAAUGGUUGCACAUGUCAGUGACUUUGGACUGGCCAAGUUCCUCUCGAAAGGCAUCAACCAAUCUCAUGCAAAUCAAUCCAAUUCUAUUGCAGUCAGAGGAACUGUUGGUUAUGCUCCUCCAGAAUAUGGUUUGGGAAACGAGGUGUCUACCUGUGGUGAUGUCUAUAGUUAUGGGAUUCUUUUACUAGAAAUAUUUACGGGAAAGAGGCCAACAAGUGACAUGUUCAAAGGAGGCUUGAGCCUGCACGGCUUUGUGAAAGAAGCUCUACCUGAACAAAUUGCCGAGAUUCUAGAUCAGGAUCUUCUUGAAGACAUAGACGAUGAAGAGCAGAUAGAGAGCAAUGUCUUGUUAGAGGCCUUGAUUUCUAUACUUAGAGUUGCACUUUCUUGCUCAGGUGAGGUGCCACGAGAAAGGUUGAAUAUGAGUGAUGUAAUUGCUAAGCUAACAUCAAUUAGAAACAAUCUUCCUCGACUCCAAUACAAAAACUGAGAUGUCUAACAGGUACUAGCCAACUAGUACACAUCUUGCGAUGAUCAUAGAGAAAAAAGGCGUAAUUGUUCCCCUGGCAGCACUGAUUUAAGUUUGACAUUAAUUAGAUUGUUUAAUGGAUGCUAUUGACUUGCCAUCUGGUUGCACGUAUGUGAGGGUGAUUGAUGUAUAACCAAGUUGGUAAAUCUGAGAGCAAGCUAAUGAUAUACCCCCCCCCCGGUCCCUCAAGCUUGACCCACAUUCCGUCUUAGUUUGUACCUAAAAGAUUGCUCUAUUUCCUUUUUAAGUGACAUGGUCUCCACAAUUCUCUUUCACUUUUUCUGUUGCCAGGCACAUAAAAGUCU
This is a messenger RNA of Beta vulgaris subsp. vulgaris (sugar beet), 7542 nucleotides long. RefSeq lists its product as uncharacterized. Gene Ontology annotation, molecular function: ATP binding; protein kinase activity; protein binding. NCBI's taxonomy places the organism in Eukaryota, Viridiplantae, Streptophyta, Magnoliopsida, Caryophyllales, Amaranthaceae. Gene Ontology annotation, biological process: protein phosphorylation. The record is from RefSeq and is a predicted model, not a curated record. Bases 1043 to 7198 code for a protein of 2051 amino acids. The transcript has 4 exons.